AAUAAUAACAUAAUGGCAGAUAAAUUGUUGUUUGGAUAUUGGGGAAUCAGAGGACUUGGUUAAUCAUGUACGAAUUCAUAUUUAUUUUAGUGAGAUACUAUUUGGAAUACCUUGGUUUACCAUAUGAAGAAAAAAGAUACGUGAAACCAGAAGAAUGGUUUGGAGAAGUCGCUUAAGCUCCACUCAAUAACGAAGUUCUUGUCAACUUGCCUUACAUUAAGGAUGGAGACAAGUGGGUUUUCGAAAGUGGUGCCCUCUAUGUUUAUUUGGCACACAAAGCCAAUAGAGCUGAUUUACUAGGAUCCACUCCAGAUGAACAAGUGACUCUUGCUUAGACUAAGGGAGUACUCUAAGAUUUAUUGAAAUCCUUUUUCACAUUAAUCACCUUCUCAGAAGAACAAUAUGCUGCAAAGAAAGAGGAAUUCUUCAAGACCGACAUUCUUUGGCUUAUUGAAAAAUUGAAUGCUUUCUUGGGAGGCAAAUAAUGGGCAGCCGGAAACAAUCUGACCUAUGUCGAUUUCCAACUUUUUGAAAUUGAAGAAACCUUAAAAGCAUUCAACAUUGAUGUGUUCAACUCAUAGGCAAACCUUAAGAAACAUCAUGAUGAAUUCUCCAAUAUCGCUUAGCUUAAGGCUUACUUGGGCUCAGAAAAGUUCAUUGCAGGACCAUUUUAUCCACCAGGAGCCUUCAGAUGGGGUUGAUUAUUAUAAAUAACAAUUAUAAAGACAUUGAUAUCAAUAUUGCUCCC
Paramecium octaurelia is the source of this 748-nucleotide messenger RNA. The record is from the annotation of a GenBank genome assembly. Lineage: Eukaryota; Ciliophora; Oligohymenophorea; Peniculida; Parameciidae.